Passer domesticus (house sparrow) is the source of this 4613-nucleotide messenger RNA. RefSeq names its product tachykinin receptor 1 (gene TACR1). Lineage: Eukaryota; Metazoa; Chordata; Aves; Passeriformes; Passeridae. The record is from RefSeq and is a predicted model, not a curated record. Gene Ontology annotation, cellular component: sperm midpiece; plasma membrane. Gene Ontology annotation, molecular function: substance P receptor activity. The transcript is spliced from 6 exons. The coding region runs from base 1395 to 2630 and encodes 411 amino acids. Gene Ontology annotation, biological process: G protein-coupled receptor signaling pathway; positive regulation of flagellated sperm motility.
CUGCGGAGCCCCGGGAGCGGGACUGGGGGACCGGGGAGGGGACCGGGACCGGGGGGGCUGUCCCCGGCCGGCUCUGCCCACCCCGCUCCGGCACCGCCCGCGCCGCCCAUAAAAGCCCCGCUCGUGCCUCGCCCGCCGCAGUCGGGUCCGCGGCACCGGCUGCGCCCCGAGCCCGCGGCGGGGCCGGGCGGAACCGCCGGCGGCCGGGAGCCAGCGCGGAUCCGCAGCCCGAACCGGGGAAUCCGCAGCCCGAACCGAGCGGGGAUCCGCAGCCCGAACCGCGGAAUCCGCAGCCGGAACCGGCUACAUCCCGAACCGGGGAAUCUGCAUCCCCAACCGGGGAAUCUGCAUCCCCAACCGGCUGCAGCAGGUACCGACAGGAGCCGCAUCUCGAACCGGCUGCUUCCCGGAGCGACUGAAUCCCGAAUCGCGAGGGAUCCGCACCUGCUCUGCUGCACCCGCAUCCCAGUGCGGUGCCGAACCGGGCGGGACCCGCGCCCCGAACCGGGCGGGACCCGCACUCCGAACCGGUAGGAAUCCGAACCGUGGGGAAGCCGCAGCCGAGCCCGGAGGGAGCCGGACCCCGAACCAGCCCCGCAGCCCGAACCAGCCCCGCAGCCCGGGCCAGCCGUGCCCGAGCCGGGCGGGACCCGCAGCCCGGGCCAGCCCCACACCCCGGGCCAGCCGCGCCAUGGCCGCGCUCCCGGCUCCAGCUGCCCCCGGGCACCGGAGGGACCGGCACCCCAAAGCUGCUGCACCCUGACCCAGACGGGUUCUGCACCCCAAAGCUGCUGCACCCUGAGCCAGACGGGUUCUGCACCCCAAAGCUGCUGUCCCCAAAGCGGGAGGUGCCCAUGCCCUGAAGCAGCCACGCACCCCAAAGAGGCUGAGCCAGCAGGGAUCUGCACCCCAAAACUGGCUGUGCACUGAUCCUACUGCACCCCAAACCAGCAGGGAUCUGCACCCCAAAACUGGCUGUGCACUGAUCCUACUGCACCCCAAACCAGCAGGGAUCUGCACCCCAAAACUGGCUGUGCACUGAUCCUACUGCACCCCAAACCAGCAGGGAUCUGCACCCCAAAACUGGCUGAUCCAGGUCCCUGCACCUCAGAUUGGCUGAUCCCAGUUCCUGCACCCCAAACUGACUGAUCCAGAACGUCCCUGCACCCCAAAUUGGCUGAUCAGGAGGUCCCUCACCCCAGUUUUGCUGAUCCAAGAGGUUCCUGCACCCCAAGUUGGCUGAUCCAGAAGGUCCUUCACCCCAGUUCUGAUCAGGAGGUCCUUCACCCCAAUUCUGCUGAGCAGGAGGUCCCUCACCCCAAAUUGGCUGAUCAGGAGGUCCCUCACCCCAAUUCUCCUGAUCAGGAGGUCCCUCACCCCCAUCUCCCGUGGCCAUGGAUGAGGCCCCGCCGCUGGCGGCCGAGCUGGAGCUGGAGCCCCUCAACGCCUCCCUGAACGAGUCCUGGAGCAACCCGUUCGUGCAGCCGCCGUGGCAGGUGGCCCUGUGGGCCGUGGCCUACGCGCUCAUCGUGGUGGUGGCCGUGGUGGGCAACGCCGUGGUCAUGUGGAUCAUCCUGGCGCACAAGCGGAUGCGCACGGUCACCAACUACUUCCUGGUGAACCUGGCCUUCGCCGAGGCCUCCAUGGCCGCGCUCAACACCGUGGUCAACUUCAGCUACGCCGUGCACAACGAGUGGUACUUCGGGCACGCCUACUGCCGCUUCCACAACUUCUUCCCCAUCGCCGCCGUCUUCGCCAGCAUCUACUCCAUGACGGCCAUCGCGCUGGACAGGUACAUGGCCAUCAUCCACCCGCUGCGGCCGCGCCUCUCGGCCGCGGCCACCAAGGCUCUGAUCGGGCUGAUCUGGCUGCUGGCGCUCCUGCUGGCCUUCCCACAGGGAUAUUUCUCCAUCACCCACGAGCUCCCGGGACGCCUCGUCUGCCUCGUGGAGUGGCCGGAGCCCGGCGGAGCCGUGUCCGGGAAAACGUACCACUUUUCCAUGACCGUCCUGCUGUACGUGCUGCCGCUGCUGGUGAUCGGCUGCGCCUACGCCGCCGUCGGCCGCACGCUCUGGGCCAGCGCCAUCCCCGGAGACUCCUCCGACCGCUACCACGAGCAGGUGUCGGCCAAGAGGAAGGUGGUGAAGAUGAUGAUCAUGGUGGUGUGCACCUUCGCGCUCUGCUGGCUGCCCUACCACGUCUACUUCACGCUGCAGUACCUGCGGCCCCAGUGGUACCUGCAGAGCUUCAUCCAGCAGGUCUACCUGGCCGUCAUGUGGCUGGCCAUGAGCUCCACCAUGUACAACCCCAUCAUCUACUGCUGCCUCAACGACAGGUUCCGGGUGGGAUUCAAGCACGCGUUCCGGUGGUGCCCGUGGGUCAGCGCCGGCGAGUACGAGGGGCUGGAGCUGCGCUCGGCGCGCUUCCUGCACACGCACAGCUCCGUGUCCAAGCUCAGCCGCAUGGACACCACCACCGUGGCCUCGGCGCUCGGCGCGGCCGACGAGGAGCUGGACGAGCCCGGCCGGGCCAGGCGGCUCUCCCUGGACAUGACCUCCAACGGCUCCUCCCGCAGCGACUCCAAGACGGUCUCCGAGAGCUUCAGCUUCUACUCCAACACCCUGACCUAGGGAUGUCCCCUCAGUGCCACCCUGGUGUCACCGCCCUGCUUGUGCCAUGCCGGCGCUCCCCGUGCUGUUUUCCCAUCUCUUUCCUUGGGAUGAGUUCUGUUGUGGGGCCAGACACCAGGAAUGUUUGCACUGCCUGGUUGGAGAUGGAGGGGAUGCAGGAACGGGACAGAGCCGGGUUUUCCUCCGGAAUUCCAACACUGGCCGGCACUUCCGUGCUCUCUCCAGGGCAGGAGGGACCUCUCGGUGCAUCCCACCCCAUGGAAAACGACCCCAUCCUGCACCUCCCUCCUCCCAUCCUUAAUUUCAUUCUCCCUGCUGGAUAUCCAGGGGGAUCUUGAAUCCCUAAAUCCCAAAAAGGCUUUUCCAGCUCCAUGGGGAGUCAUUGGCCACAGCGCAGAUUUUGGGAUUCAAACAGGCCUGGCCCUGGUUCGGGUCUGUUUGGCAGAAAAACCGCGGCGCCUUUGGAAGCCGCAGCCAAGGAUCCAGCGGCGCCUUUGGAAGCCGCAGCCAAGGAUCCAUCCGGGAGCCAUUCCCAUUGUUCGGAGCGUUUUUUCUGGGAUUGCUGUGGAUACAAGGCCAGCCCCGCCCAUCCUUGUCUUUAUUGUUGUUUUUAUUUUCUGUCCCUCGAGGGCUCCUCAUGGCCGAGCGUUCCAGGAUGGAAGCUCAGGAUCCGCUGUUUAUGGAGCGUUCCCCCAGGGAAUGACGGGAUUUGGGUUUUUUGGGAUUUCUGUGUCCUUGCUUGAGCCCUCGUGUGAGGUCACAGAGCCCAGCCUGGGAGCUCCGGGGGUUUAUUUCCCAUUAAAAUCACCACAAUCUGAAAGAAAUCCAAUUUUCAGCCUUCAGGACCCACUAUGGGCCUUCCAGCCUUCCCCAUUCUGGGAUUUUGGGAUUUAUUCCUCUCCCAAACCCUGCCCCAAAAUCCUGUGUCCAGCUGAAAAUGGACACAAUCGUUAUAAUGCAAAGUUUAGCACGGGAAACCCCUUUUUCCUUGGAAUAUCCAGCCCAAACCCAUCCCUGCAAAAUAUCCACCUCAAAUCCCAUUCCUGCUGGAAUAUGCACCCCAAAUCCUAUCCCUGCAGAAUAUCCGCCCCAAAUCCCAUCUCUGUGGAAUAUCCACCCCGAAUCCCAUCCCUGUGGAGUAUCCACCCCAAAUCCCAUUCCUGUGACUCUGACAUCCCUGGGGAAUUCAGGAUGGCGGCAGCUGGAAGGAGCUUUCCAGGAAGUUCUUCCCAUGGGAGCAUCCCAAGAAAGAGGGAACCCAACCGUCCUUCCCAAAGUGUCUCAGGAUUGUCCCAGCAUGGAUUUUCAUGGAUAAAUAUUCCUUUGAUGUGGAGAAUGGUUCGUUAUCCCUUAACGAGGGGAGGAGGGGUGGGAGCGGGAAGAGGUGGAAAAGCUAAAAUUCCAUAAAAAAUAUGGAUGAUGGGUUUGGGGCACCUUCAGUGGGAGGGGUUUGCCCUGAAAUUCACCGACACAGGAAAAGGGAUAAUUCCCAAAAUUCCUCCUCAAAUUCAGGGCUGGGAGUGCGGCACUGACUCCCAAAUCACAGAAAAGGCUCCGAUCCCUCCCGGAGCGCAGGCAGGGCUCAGGGCCGCUCCGUUCUCCAGGCGAUUCCUGGCAUUUCCAGCGUCCCUGAUGGAUCCCAGCUCCCGUUCCCGGGCUGGGCUUCCCCAGUCCCGCUGCUCCGCCAGGAACACGCAUUCCGUGUUUUUCCAAGCGCGACAUUCCAGGUGGGAAUUGCGGGAGCAUCCCGCCCCCGCUGGCGGUUCUGGCUGGCUGGAAUUCUGGAUUUUAAUUAAAGCGGCGUUCCCAGGAUCAGCUCAAUCCCACAGGCCCAGUAAACUCCGGCUGUUGGUUUUCCAUCAGUGAUUUUAUCCAGGAUAAAGGAGGGAAGCGAUAAACAUCCACAUGUUCCUGGCCGAGCUUCCCGUGAACACCAGGCUGGAUCCCCUUUCCCAGCAGGAUUCAGAUCCCAACCGAGCCAUU